This is a messenger RNA of Cadophora gregata, 2211 nucleotides long. RefSeq lists its product as uncharacterized. Lineage: Eukaryota; Fungi; Ascomycota; Leotiomycetes; Helotiales; Ploettnerulaceae. Gene Ontology annotation, molecular function: ATP binding; ATP-dependent protein folding chaperone. The record is from RefSeq and is a predicted model, not a curated record. The transcript has 4 exons. The coding region runs from base 1 to 2211 and encodes 736 amino acids.
AUGAGUUCUAUGAACUCCCGCUUCAAAGGCCUGGGAUUCGGCUCCAAACGCAAAUCGAGCGCCAACGUCCCGACCAUCGCACAGAACCCCACUACAUCUUCUUCAGCGCCACAACUUCGUCCCAUUUCCGCCUCGACAACCUCCUCAACGACCAGUCUCCCAAUGAAUCACACCGGUGCAGGCGGGCGACCGCCGAGCUAUACAAAUAAUUACGCUCCAGCUCCUGCUGCUGCGGGUCGCACGCAAAGUCCCAUGGCGGGGAAUCCUCGCACACCGCCGACGCAGGUAAUGGGUGGCCCUCCGCCGAUCAAUACAGCUGCGACUGGUGGUUAUCCUCCUGGACAUCCUGCUGGUGGAAUGGGAGCACCUCCACCAGCUGGCGGUCCUCCAGGCUACGGACCACCACAGUAUGGAGCUCCACUUCCCGCUGGAGGCAACAGUGUUGCUGCAGCCCAAUACGCAAACAGAAACAAUGCGGUUGAGGUUGAGGGAGCUGGACGCAGUAAGGCACAGUUGAUCGUUGGUAUCGAUUUUGGAACCACCUUCUCUGGAGUUGCUUUCGCAUUUGCUACAAACACAGAAGCUAAGGAGGACAUCAUCACGGAAUGGCCAGGUGCUGGAUCAUACACAAAGCAAAAGAUUCCAACUGUCUUGUACUACGAUCAGUACCAGAAGGUUGUGGGAUGGGGACCUGAUAUUGCUGAUGCGCUGGCGCCAACUGGAUACCCCAAGCCUGGUGUGCAGAAAGUUGAGUGGUUCAAACUUCAACUAAUGCUCUCCGGAAACACAUAUAUUGAUCCCAUCAACCUUCCCCCCCUUCCUCCUGGAAAAUCCGAAAUCGAUGUGGCAGCCGACUAUCUUUUCAAGCUUCGACAGGCGAUGCGCAGUCAAUUACAAAAGACGCUCGGAGAGGUUUUCAACAGAGAAGAGCGGAACAUCAGAUACUACCUCACCGUACCAGCUAUCUGGAAUGAUGCUGGAAAGGCUGCAACUCGCGCUGCUGCUAUUCAAGCUGGUUUCUUACGUGAUGAGAAUGACAACAGAUUGACCCUCAUUACUGAACCAGAAGCAGCUGCGCUGUUUUGUUCGAAGGCUGGAUUGUUAAAUCUCAAGGUUCAUGAUGCCGUGCUCAUCGUGGAUUGUGGCGGUGGUACAGUCGAUUUAAUCGCUUACGAAGUUGAAGAGGAGUCUCCCUUCACGGUUUCUGAGUGUACAGCAGGUUCUGGUGAUUCUUGCGGGUCAACAGCACUGAACCGAAAUUUCAGCAACAUUCUCCGAACCAAGAUCCGAAAGAUGAAGCUCCCAGAUGGAUCAAAAACAGCUGGCAGAGUCUACGCGAAGUGUAUCAUGGAUUUUGAGAACAGAAUCAAGGCUGAUUUCCGGAACAACAACCAGAAGUGGGCAGUGGAUGUUGGUAUCGAGGCUGAGUUCCCCGAAGCUGGUAUUGAAGAAGGCUACAUGACCUUCACCAACGAGGAGAUUCUGCAAUGUUUCGAGCCAGUGGUUAACCGAAUUCUGGAAUUGGUACGGAACCAAAUCAUUGCCAUUCAAGCACAGAACAGGACUCUUCAGAACGUUCUGGUUGUUGGUGGAUUUGGUGCUUCCGAAUAUCUCUUCCAACAGAUCAAGCUUCACGUUCCACCUCAAUUCCAAGCCAAGGUUGUUAGACCCAUGGAUUCCGUUGCUGCUAUUGUUAAGGGUGCCGUCACUGCCGGUAUCACUGAGCGAGUCGUCACAUCCCGUGUUGCUCGUCGUCAUUACCUUAUGGCCACUCUUCAGCCUUUCAAGGAGGGACACCACCCAGAAGCGUACAGGGUUCCAUCGUUAGAUGGCAAGGACCGAUGCAAGUUCACUCGACAAAUAUUCGUGCAGAAAGGUCAGAGAGUCAAGAUUGGGGAGCCUGUGAAGGUUUCAUUCUUCCGACAAGUUGCUCCGGGUGCCACUCUGAUGUACGAGGAUAUCUUGUACGCCUGCGAUGAUGAUGUUUGCCCCGAAUACACCAAAGAUCCCCGUGUCAAGGAAGUAGUUACACUUACCUCGGAUCUUUCCCGCAAAAAUCUGGAGAAGGACUUCGAGAGGAUGGACACCCCACAAGGAACUUUCUACCGGGUGUACUUCGAUAUCUAUCUCACGCUCGAUGGAUCAGAGUUCAAUGCUGAGCUGGUUUGCCAAGGCGAGGUGAUGGGACGUUGCACAUCGAGAUUCAAGUGA